ACUUCCGGGUGAGGAUCCCAGCGGUGUCCGGUUCCUCCCGGCGGUGUCCCGGCUUAGGCCCUGCCUCCCCUCCACUCCUCACGGCUCCGCGGCAUGUGAGCAGCGGCGGCCGGGCCUGUCUCCCACUGAGCUGUGCUGGCGAAGCAUGAAAUUCUCUGGGGAGGCUCCAGCUGGCUGCCACUGUCUGUUCAGCAGCAGUGUGUGUAAGGAUGUCUAUGUACACCUGUUGGCUGCGGGAUGGAGUAGCAGCCUUGCUCCAUUUGGCAGAGAGAGUGUAACUCGCCUGGCAUACAGACGGGUUCUGCUCCCACAGGAGCUAUCAUUGUGGUUGUGUUCUAAGCUGCACUGGAAAAACUUCAUUGGAGUAAUGGGAAAGAUGGGAAGCAUGCAGAUGUGAAAAAGCCUGCUCUUAAAAGGAGAAUAUCUGUAGCAAGUGGAGAUUGGAAGUAAAAAAGAAGGCUAAGCAGGAAGAGGAGGGGUGCUAGAAGGAUCCUGGACUCUUCAGAGGCCCCAAAAGACUCUGAGGACGGGAGUUAAUUCCCAAUGUCCUGCAAUGGAUGAUGACAGUCAGGAUGAACUGAUAAACAAGAAUGCUUCGCUAGGCAAAGGCAAAAGGCUAAAUCUGGUGCUCCUUAGUGAAGCAGAAAGCAAUGAUAGCAAUAGUGGAGACUCAGAAGAAGACACAGGAAGUGAGGAAGAUGCCACUGAUGAAGAUGGAGGUGAGGAGGAUGAGGAAGAAGGUGAAGAUGAAGAUUUAGAAGAUGAUGAGGAUGAUGAGGAGGAUGACUAUGCUGAGGAAGAAGAACUGGAAACUGCUGUUGGUGAAACCACAGGUGCUUUGAAAGCAAUACCACAGACAAAUGGAGAGAGUGUUUCCUCUGAUGAAGAUGGUGAAAACUGUCCAAUCUGCCUUAAUACCUUUAGGGGUCAGGCAGUUGGAACUCCAGAGAGCUGUGCCCAUUACUUCUGCUUAGACUGUAUAGUGGAGUGGUCUAAAAAUGCCAACUCCUGUCCAGUGGAUCGAAUCCUGUUCAAAUACAUUAAUAUUCGGGCACAGCUUGGUGGUAAAAUCCUAAAAAAGAUUCCUGUGGAGACUACAAAAGUUCAGGAUGAUGAUGGUGAUGAAGAUGAUCCAACCUUUUGUGAGGUGUGUGGUAGAAGUGACAGAGAAGACCGCCUGCUGCUGUGUGACGGCUGUGAUGCAGGAUAUCACAUGGAAUGCCUUAAUCCACCUCUCGGCGCGGUCCCUGUGGAUGAGUGGUUCUGUCCAGCCUGUGCACCAGCUGAUGGGGACUCGGCUGGUGCCGAUACAGAUCACGUGAGUGAAGAAGAGGUGGCGGCCCUUGUGGCAGAUGUCAUCCCUACCACCAGUAGGCUACGUCCUCAUGUCCGCACUCGAGCAAUAGCCAGGACUCGGCAGAGUGAACGUGUUAGGGCAACAGUGAACAGAAAUCGGAUAACAACUGCACAGCAAAUUCAGCAUGUGCCAAGGUACCUCAUGUCUUCUCUCCUUGAUGAAACGAUCGAUGCAGUUGUAGCUGGGUUAAACACGGUAUACCAGCGACCUCUGACACCACGGGGCCCAACCAAACAGAAAAGGAAGACAGGUAGAAGGAAGAAAGUAGGCGGCAAGAAAAGAACACAGACAAAAUCUUCUGGUGGAAAAAAGAGUUCAGGAACACGUGUCAAAAGACGCAAGCAUCGAAUGAAGAGGAGAAAGGGGAGGAAGAUAAGAGUAAGACCGCAUGUGAAAAAUGAAGUUACUGCUCGAUCCCGAAUUGCAAGAGCUCUUGGUCUUGGUAAACCUGUGCGUGGAGCUUCAAUCCCCUCUGUGUACAAACCUACAGAACCUUCACUUGGCUUUAUGAGAGCAGAUAUUGGCGCAGCUUCUCUGUCUGUGUUUGGAGAUCCUUAUGAACUGGAUUCAUAUGACAGUAAUGAAGAGAUUCCAGCAAACCCAGUUUCACCUGUGAGCGCCAAAAGGAGAGUUCUUUCUCAGUCAGCAUUAAGGUCUCAUCGGCCAGUUGCUAGACCCAUUUCUGUAGGACUUUCCAGGAGCAGCGUUCCUGCCUUGGGCCCUGAUCCAGAAGCCGAAGCAGAAGCAGCCCCUGUCCCUGACCUGUUAGGAAGUAUAUUGUCUGGCCAGAGCCUCCUCAUGAUGAGUAGUUCUGAUGUGGUCAUCAACAGAGAUGGCUCACUAACAGCAAAGAAGGCAGCUCCCCCAUUACAGGGAAACUCAGUGAGUGACUCAAGAGUGGAAACUGAAUCAGGGGAAAAUCUCCAACCAAGUAUGUUGCACUCAGGGACCACAGCAAGCAGCUCCAAUGCAGAAUCUUCAAUUCCAUUGGGGCUUAAUCCUCAUACCAGACCCACUUCAUUCAGUUCAUUUUCAUCCUCCUCCUCGAGCAGAUUUGAGCCAGCAGCAAACCCUGUGCAGACUGCAUCACAAAGGGCAGCUGUUAGAUUAGGCUUUCCAAUGACACCCCGGUCAGUUCAGACUCACAACAUGGCAAAGUUGAACAGAUACGGUUCAAAAACAGAUGACAUGUCUAGACUUAAUGGGGACUCAAAACGUUUGGUGCCCUGUUGCUCCUCCAUAUCUUCUAAGCCCUUUAGCGGUAACUCUAAUUUGGGUUCCAAGAAUGUAGUUGCAAGGCAACUGUUAAAACCACCUUCCAAGAGAAUUGAUAUCUCUGAGCUUCCCAGGAUACCAAAGAUUAAAAAGGAAGCUAGCAGUGGACAUUUGGAACCAGAACCUACAGCAAACCCAAACUGUGACAUCCCUAACUCCUGUAUAACCCAGUUGACUGGCAAAGGGAGCACUAAUCAGCCAGGAAGAGGUAACAAGGUAGAAAGCCACAAGUCAAAUGUCAAGGAAUCUCAACAGACAUAUACAGGGGGAAGCUCUUUUUCCACAAGUAGAGGUGUCUAUAGUAGCUCAGCACUGUCUGGGACAUCAGGGGGGAAAAGUGCAAGCUCUUCUUUUGAGAGCUUCAAGAUUAAUAUCCCUGGAAAUGCAGGGCAUCCUGGCAGGCUGUCCAGUCCUGGAUUUUGUAACACUUUCCGCCCUGUCGAUGACAAAGUGCAGCAGAAAGAGAACCCAUCACCUCUCUUUUCAAUUAAAAAAACAAAGCAGAUCAAAAGUGAAAUAUAUGAUCCCUUUGAUCCAACAGGCUCAGAUUCAAGCUCAGCUAACAGCAGUCCUGAACGUCUUAGCCCAGGGAUGCCACUAACUAACAUCACCAGGACCAUUUCAGUAGAAUGUCCUGAAGUUCAGACAUUUCAAACUGUGCGUCGUUUUACCCCUUACACCAUGGAAAAUAUAUUUGGGUCUGGUACUGAGUCUGAUGUACUGUCAAGUAAUGCAGAGUCACAUGAUGAUAUGACAGUAGAGGGCAGGAUUGUGGAACAGAUCUCUGAUGCUGAAGAACAAGAGAAAAUGGAUGAGGAGGAUUCUCUAAGCAGCCCCUGUACUUCAUCAGCACUCAAGCAAACUUCUAACUUGGGGCAUUUAAAAGAAGAGAGUAGAGAAGGUCCAAGUGUGUUCUUUGAUGCAGAAGACCUAGUUAGACCUACUGUAAAGCUGGAGCCAGGCAGCCCCUUGUGUAAUGAAGGGCAGAAAAAAAUCAAUAGAAGAGAACAAGUGGAGAGAGUGUCACGUUCUCGAUCUCGAUCCCGGUCCAACUCUAGCUCUCGGAGCCGGAAGAAAUUGAAAAAAAAGAAGGCGCUGCUCAAAGAACACAAGAAAUCCCGGUCACGGUCCCGAUCGAGAACGCGCUCCAGGGAAAGAAGCUCCAGGUCUGCGUCCUGGUCUGCUGAGGAGGACUGCAGCAAAAUGCAUAAGUUAAAAUCCAAGAGCAAGAGAUCAUCUAGUGACCGUUCCAGCAGCCAUGAGCGGUUGAAAAAGAAGAAGGCAAAAGAUAAAACAAAAGACAAAAAAGCAAAAGCAUCCUGGUCCAAGGACAGAAAGAAAUCCAGGUCACGAUCGGGGAGUCCUGGCAGUUCUUCUGAGUUUUAUGAGAGCAGGAAGAAGAAAAGGCGCUCUGGCUCUCGAUCAAGAGAAAGAAAACGUUCCCGAUCCAAUAGCAUUGAGAGGACAAAGAGACGGAAACACAGGCAAGACAAAAGCUACGAGAGAUAUGAUAAAAGAGAUGGCAGCUCAAGGUCAAGGGAAAGGAAAAGAUCAAGGUCCCGGUCCCGGGAGAGGAGAAAAUGGAGGUCUAGAUCACGGUCUGCAUCACGGUCCAGGGAGCACAAAAGCACCAAAUCUAAGGAAAGACUACCACGGUCUAGAUCACGUUCCAAGGAAAGAAAGCACAGGCCAAAAGAAAUGUCGCCACUUUCACCUCCAGAGAAGGAUCGCAGGUCUUCAGAUGAAAAUGUAGUACGGUGUGUGGAAUAUUCUCAUUCCUUGAAGCAAGAGCCAAAAGAGCCUGUAGUAGAUGAGCCCUCCUUAAAUAUCCCACCAGACUUCAAACCCAAGGAGGAGAUUCCUGCUGAGACUGCAGUUCAACAGAGAGAUUUCCAAGAAAAAGUGGAAAUGGACCCAGUCCAUAAAGAAUUUGAAAAUGAAGUUGCACUCCCUCCACUGCAGAACACAAGCUCUGGUGUUGCUCUUGAUAAUGUGGAUUCUUCUGUCAAGACAGAGAUUGUGGAUAGUAAUGAUUCAGCUGUGGUUAGUAGCCACAACAGUGUAAACCUGGAGGAGAUUAUAGCUAAAAUAGAAGAAACCAUGGAGUGUCCAGUUCUAAUGGAACCUCCUCUAGAGAAGGAGGUGGUCGGACAGGAUGAAACUGCAGUACCAACCCAAAGCUUAUCUGAAAACAAAAUUGUAGUGUGCGUGGAAGAGGUGAAAGAUGAGUGUCCUGUGUUGGAUGAAAAAGCUAGUGAGGUAAAUAAGCUUGAGCUGGAACCUGUUCCCCAGGGAACUGUGUUGAAAUCUAAAGCACCAGUGAAACGGGUCACAUGGAAUUUACAACAGGAAGAAAGUGAUGUGUUGGCUGCAGAGAAAACACCACGGGUGCCGUUUUACAAACUACAGAGAGCAAAAGAAGGGGCCUGGAAAGCAGAGGACUUGAACCAAACAUUAAAUCAGGUGUACAAUCAAAACAUACCUUUAACUCCACCUCUGCCUUCAAGUCUUCCACCCUACGCACCCGUCAGUCAGCCCACGGUUCAGUUUAUAAUGCAAGGCAGUCUUCCUCUUCUUGGAUCUGUGGCAGGACAGAAUUUGACUCCAGAGCCGGGCAGCCUAGUGACUGCUUCCGAGCCAGGAAUUCAAGCUGCCUCGGUUGGAAAUGCAGAAGAGAAAAUUAAAGCACUUAAGCCUCCGGUGGAGAAAACAAAAAAUGAAGAAUACAUGAAGAAAUUACAUAUGCAGGAGAGGGCUGUGGAAGAAGUGAAACUUGCCAUUAAGCCCUUUUACCAGAAGAGGGAGAUUACCAAGGAGGAGUACAAAGAUAUUCUCCGAAAAGCAGUCCAGAAGAUUUGUCAUAGCAAAAGUGGAGAAAUCAAUCCCAUGAAGGUGGCCAAUCUGGUAAAGGCAUAUGUUGAGAAAUAUAAACAUAUGAGGAAACACAAAAAGACUGACAUUGAAGAGACGCGUGAAAUGGAGAAAUGAAAAAAAAGCAAGACCCAGCCUGAAGGAAGGUGGGAUUAUUUUGGCCAUGGACGUUAAUUAUUCCAGAGAAAAUAGGUCUGCAGUUGCAUCUCAUUGAAAACAAAGUGCAAAGGAGCAGCAUGUCAUUGGACUUAUCUGCUGAAUCAUCAUUGUUUCCAUGUGGGAAUAGAACUUUGUCUUGGAUUAACAACAGGUGCAGAGCUCAGUGACAGUCUUCAGAAGCCCCCCGACCAGCAGAAUAGUUCCAGUGGAAACUCAGAAGAUGUUGUUAAACUUUGGGGGCGGGGGGGUUUGAUAUUCUAGAGCUUUCAGGGUUAUUUUGAUCACAUUUUUGGUCUGCGCACCUGUCUUGCUAACAGUUUGAAACUGGACGCCAUUUUUUAUAUGCAGUAUAUAGAGAGAGAUAUACUGUUUCCAUUGCGUUUAUUUCUCGAACUAUGGAUUGUCUUUAGCAAUUUCUCAGAUUGAUUUAAUACUUGAAACGUGGUAUUUUUAGCCUGCUCGAUGGCGAGUGAAAGUUUGACUCACUCUGUCGUACAGGAGUUGCAAAAAUGAGCUAACCUUUAUACCUUGACUUUAGAAAACACUGCUCAAGAUGUGGCGUUUUAUUUACAUUUUGUUGAAGUAUCUUGUUAAUGAGGAGUUUAAUUUGGGGGGCUGGGAGAUUAUGUUGCACUUCUGUAAAUAAUGAGCUGAUAGUUGGGUUUUUUUUGUGUUCAACUAAGCUGCCUUUCAAAGAAAACAAAGAGCAAAGAUUGCAACUUUUCAGUAACCAGCUUGAGGAAUGAGACGGAACGCUGUACAAAGCAGAAAUGCGACAGAAUUUAUAAAGUUAUUUUGAAUGGU
Molecule: messenger RNA, 6466 nt
Organism: Alligator sinensis (Chinese alligator)
Lineage: Eukaryota; Metazoa; Chordata; Crocodylia; Alligatoridae
Gene: PHRF1
Product: PHD and ring finger domains 1
Exons: 21
Coding region: 554-5620 (1688 amino acids)
Source: RefSeq, a predicted model, not a curated record